AAGUUAGGAUCCGAGGCCAUUCCUUUGGAAGGGAAGAGCGUUGGCUUGGCUUUAGCAUGCAAGUUGGCUCCUGCAAAAGGAAGGAGCGUCUCACCGCAUUAGAAUAGAAUAAACCCCUCAAAGCACAAUAUGCAAGACAUGAAGCAGAGGCAGCAUCAGCAAGAUAAGGAAGAAUCCAAGAAGAAGGAGCGUCACAUUGUCUCUUGGACUCAAGAGGAGGAUGAUAUUCUUAGAGAGCAGAUUAGCAUUCAUGGAACAGACAAUUGGACAAUUAUUGCAUCUAAAUUCAAGGACAAAACAACAAGACAAUGCAGGAGAAGGUGGUACACAUACUUAAAUUCUGAUUUCAAGAAAGGAGGGUGGUCACCAGAAGAGGAUAUGCUAUUAUGUGAGGCUCAGAAGAUAUUUGGCAACAGAUGGACAGAAAUAGCUAAGGUGGUUUCAGGCAGAACGGAUAACGCUGUGAAAAACCGGUUCACCACACUUUGCAAAAAGAGAGCGAAAUACGAAGCCUUGGCCAAAGAGAAUAAUAGUCCUCCAUUGAUAAAUUCAAACAAUAAAAGGAUCAUUUUCCAACAAGUCUACACUACAGAUGCAGCAUCAGAGGCCGCAGCAUCAAUUAAGAAGAUAAGGGCCCACAUCCCUGAUGCUUCAGCUAGGAUCGCCUAUGGAGAAAGAUCACAUAGACAAUUUGGAGCGCCAGUUAGUCAGCAACCUAGAGUGCCAUUUGCUGUGUUAUCUAAUUUCGAGGAUAACAGCUUGCACCAACGUCCUGUCUGCAGUGCCAAAGUCAGCGGUUACGCCCAGAAUAACAAGACUCAGGGAACAUUCCUGAAAAAGAAUGAUCCAAAGAUAACCAUGUUGAUGCAGCAAGCAGAAUUAUUAAGCUCACUUGCAGUGAAAGUUAAUACAGAGAACAUGGACCAGACUCUUGAGAAUGCAUGGAAGGUUCUGCAAGACUUUCUGAACCGAACAAACAAAUCAGAUCUUUCGAGAUAUAAAAUCACAGAUUUACAGCUUCAAAAUCUCAAAAAUAUGGCGGAGGACAUAAAGAGUGGUCAUGAGGGGAGCCAACCAUAUUCAAGGCAACCGGAGCUACAUGAGGACUCUCCAAGCAGCUCUGAAUAUAGUACAGGAUCAACUAUACUGGCCCAUUCAGCUUUUGAUAAUUUGGAACAUUCACUGCAUCAAAAUGUUGGAACCGAAGGGAAGCCUACAGAAAGUGAGGGGAAAAGAGGAAUUAGUCGUUCUGAGAAGCAAGUUCUUUGUGCUUCGACUGCGGAUCAAGCAGAUAUCUUGCCAUCUUUUGAAGAACAGAUAAACGAUGAUUUCAUUGUUUCUGCCUUGUCAAGUAGAGAGUUCAGUUCCCCUGUUCAAGUUACUCCUCUGUUCAGAUCCUUGGCUGCAGGAAUUCCCAGCCCACAGUUUUCAGAAAGUGAAAGGAACUUCCUGAUGAAAACACUGGGAAUGGGAUCCCCAUCUCAGAAUCAAAGUGCAAAAGCCUCACAACCACCACCAUGCAAAAGAGCCUUACUACAGAGUCUAUAACCAAGAUCCAUCUGAAGUAGAAAAGCUUCUAUGUGCCUUUCCCCCCUCUGAUUCCUUCUCCCUACCUUUGGGAAUCAAACACGCUGAGUACUAUUUUGCAUGGCGAGAUGAGACUACUAAGCUUGCAAGUGCAGAGCUAUAUUCAGCUUAAAAUUUUGCUACGCAUCCCUCUCCAAGAAUGUUAUGGAACAUUCUUGUAAUCUUUAGACAAAUCUAACAGUGCCUUUUACCUCCUCCCUGACACUCGCACAAAGAAUCGUGUGCUCAGUGUGUCAUUCUUUGGUUUGUCUUAGUUUGCUUUGGUGUUCUGGGUUUGUUUUUCUGCAAUCCAGCUUUUGAUCUAUAUUUUCUAUUUUGUACAUAGGCUUGUGUAAUUCUGAGUGAUGUAUACAUCGAUAAUAGAAACAGAGAUAGAGAGAUAAAAAGGAAAAAAGUCCCCAGUUGCGAGAGAGAGAUUUGAAGAAGAUUAACCAGCUAAAUAUUGGAUUUCUUUUUUUUUUUUUGGUUAUUUUGGGCAUGCAUAGGGUAUAGAAUAAUUUUUUUUCCUCCCCCUUUUGGAGUCUGA
This is a messenger RNA of Neltuma alba, 2113 nucleotides long. Its product is annotated as transcription factor MYB88-like. The record is from RefSeq and is a predicted model, not a curated record. Gene Ontology annotation, molecular function: DNA-binding transcription factor activity, RNA polymerase II-specific; RNA polymerase II cis-regulatory region sequence-specific DNA binding. Gene Ontology annotation, biological process: regulation of DNA-templated transcription. Bases 130 to 1548 code for a protein of 472 amino acids. The transcript is spliced from 13 exons. Lineage: Eukaryota; Viridiplantae; Streptophyta; Magnoliopsida; Fabales; Fabaceae. Gene Ontology annotation, cellular component: nucleus.